CGGCGAUCACCUUCACACCUUCAACUUCGAUGUAUUUCGCAUCUCUAUCUGGUUGACCAUAAAAACCCCUCACUGGGAUUUUCUGUUGGUUACUGUUGCUCGCUUCAUGGCCAAUGUGCUUGCCUUGCCCGGGGAAAUUUGGGAACAGUGCGCUUACUAUGCUCUCGCAACCGAACCUUCUUUCCUUGGACCACCAUCUGGCCUGACUUCCAUCUUGCUAAUCUGUCGCUGGAUCAAUGAUUCCCUCUGUUUCAGUAAAAACCCACGACUUUACGCCCGCCUUUUCUGUUUUAAGUUUGACAUUGAUGCUCCUCGACGACGUCUCCCGCCUCGGUGGCUGACGUCGCAAUGCUUGGCCGCCGAAUUCCACAAACGGAUCGUGACCUUGAAACGUAUCCGCCAUUGCGAGGAGUAUUCUCUGCAUGACUUGUGGACGUGUUACUUAAUGAUGUCAGAAAAUGACGGUCGUAAUGAGCGCCAGCUCGAAUGGGCCCGAAUCCCCGAGUAUCUUGCUCAAACCAUCUUAUUGCGGAUCCCGUCGGGGCCUCACGGCGCUAGUCUCUGGUAUGAAGAUUCUGAAGCGACUUCCCUCAUAAUUUGGCUUUUUUGGAUGUUGCUUUCUCCAAAUUUUCUGUCGACUGAACCCGUCAGACUCCGAGGCUUCUGGACGCAAACGCUCUUGCACACUUUCAUAGCUGCGGGUUUCAGAUUUCCUUCAAUAUAUGCCCCCGACACUAUUCUCCAUUUACCAAUUUCCCCUCACGCCUAUCCUCUCCCCCCGAUAAUAUCUGGUCCUAAUCCCAGCAAUACGAUUAUUGUACAUUAUUGGCAUAGCCUGACUAUUGCGGCGCCUGUGUUGACGCCUGCAGCUUUGCUUUUAUGGACCGUAAGGCAAGAAAUGUUCCAGCAAGCACACCCAUUGGACCAUAGCAUUCUGGAUCGGUUCCCUGCUGAUAGACAUACCGCCAAUGCCCCCGGUGUCAUGGGUCCGACCGUGGAAGAUCUCACGGAAUUUCAUCAGCUAAGAAUCUGUUCCCCAGGGCCGCUUCCGCUUCCACCUCAUGCGACCUUCGAUACAUAUGAUAUAUUCUACUCCGAUGAUGGUAAUCUUGAAGAUGAAGAUGAACCCCAUGAGCCUCGAGGUUCCAUGCGUUACGAGCACGACUGGUAUCGCGAGGUUUCGUGUUACGAUCUAUUCGCUCUCCCAAGCGCCUUACGGGGCCCAGUUUUCUCCCUCGGCUCCUUGACGGGAUCAUGGGCUGGACGUUGGGUGCUCACGAAUAUUGAAUCCCAUAUGGACUUGUUGCGUGACCCCUCCAGCGUGGAUCCGCGGGCCUUGCCCCUGCACAACAAACCGCUCUAUUGGAGACUGCAAGAACACCAUUGCUUCGAAGCGACAGAACCCAUCGCUCCAGGAACAGAUGAAUACAACGGUGACGAUAUUUUGAAUGCAUGGUUGCCAAGAGGUCACCGCUUGACACAUGUGGACGGCGCGAUCGAGUUCUACGAUUCUGAAAAUAACCGCAAAAUACGAUAUGAAACAUUUAUUCCCAGAGGAACUAGAGAAGCACCAUACCUCAAGCCUGCAUGCGAGAGGCCCCACCCACAGUGGAUCUUGAACGACUGCGACGAGAUCGCCUCCGAUGAAAUCACGUCCCCUUCCAAAUACGAAACGCAUUUCCAUGGGCGGCACACCGGCGAGGCGGUGGCGGGAAUAAAUGGCGCCACCGAACCAUCAGAUGAGUAUGUUGAUACGGUUUCGCACCGUAGCAGUGGUGUAGCCGAUAUCCUGGUCACCGGCGAGACCGGUCAACGGCAUGGUGAUGCUUGGGGUCAUUAUAGCAUAGUGGGAAGAGUAAGGCCCUGGGAUGGAUUAGUCGUGCUGUUACAAAAGCCGGCCGAUCCUAGAAAUGCACACUUCGGGGAGUGGGUUUUCAAAGGAUAUAUUCACGAUCAGAAUUUUGUAGGUCGUUGGCGCGAAACGACCACCUCUGCCGACAUUGUAGGAUACGAAGGGGGUUUUGUUGUGACAAAGGCUUGCUGAUAAUGAAAGUUGGACUUCGCGAACUGUUUCUACGUGAUAUCUACCGUUAUGUUCAUUAAUAGCAUUGGAUAGGGUAAAUUGAUACAUCAAUUGAAAUCAUUUGUGAGUUGCAAAGUUGCGG
This is a messenger RNA of Desarmillaria tabescens, 2165 nucleotides long. RefSeq lists its product as uncharacterized. The transcript is spliced from 8 exons. Lineage: Eukaryota; Fungi; Basidiomycota; Agaricomycetes; Agaricales; Physalacriaceae. The record is from RefSeq and is a predicted model, not a curated record. The coding region runs from base 107 to 2044 and encodes 645 amino acids.